AGCGGUGUGGUGGAGGUGGUUUUUGCAAAGUGCUGUUGGUCCGGCUGACAGCUCGAUGUUCGCGCUGUGGAGGUUUGGCUGAGGAGCUGUGCGCAGCAUGGGCACCGGGGAUUACAUCUGCGUUACGCUGCGUGGUGGUGCACCCUGGGGAUUCACCCUGAGAGAGGGAGAGGGGGACACCUACAGACCCUUUUUGGUCUCCAAGGUAGACGAAGGCGGUCGCGCCUUCCUAGCUGGAGUGCGGGAAGGUGAUGAGGUGGUAUCACUCAACGGAGAGCCAUGUGCUGAUCUCACCCUCCUACGGGCCUUUGCGCUCAUCGACACAUCGAUCGACUGUCUGCAGCUGCUUGUCAAAAGAUACUGCACCACUCCCUCAGAAGAAUCAGAGGAGACAUACUGUGGUGAGAGGGAUGCCUCUGGUGAGGCUUUAGAAAGCACCACCCUCCACAUCUUCUCCCCAAAGCACAGGUCCCAAAUCCCAAGGGAACUCUACAUAUCUGAGUCCCAGGAUGAGGCCUACUAUGGGGAGUUGGACAAUAAGUUACCCAAGGGACCCCAGCUGCUCUACACUGAGCUACACGUUCCCUCAUCUGGUGAUCAGAGAAGCCGAGAGCUUGUUUAUAAGGAAAAUGAUGAAGGAACACAGCGGUGCUUCUCGCCUGGGGACAUGGUGGAGCUCCAGGUGUCCCUGUCUGAGCAAACCUUGGACGAUGUGGGCUGCAGCGCCCUCGGGAGUGCUCAUGGGAUAGAGGGGGAACUCUCAAACAGAGAGGUGGCCGAGACGAUUUACACCGCCACCGCGUCACACCACGUGCCGCGUCCUGUCAGAGAGCCGCUCGGCCAGCAUGGAGUGGUGCUCAGCUCCCCUUCGAUGCUGAGGCAGGUGGAGGUCAUUCUGCAGCAGCCGGCAGCAUCAGGAGCAGGGAGGGGCAUCCUGAGUGUGGGUGGCUCCAGGGUCAGUGGAAGUGUUGGAUCCCAAAGUGAAGGAGAAGAAGGAGGAGGGCACAGUGAGGGAGUUCCUGGGUCUUUCACGGUCUCAUUUGGAAUUCCAUCAGAAGAGGUGACACCAGCUGAGGAGCAGGACUCUGACUCUGAGGGGGAUCAAGACAAACCCAACAAGCAUAGGGCAAGACACGCCAGGCUCAGGCGCAGUGAGAGUCUGUCCGAGAAGCAGGUGAAGGAAGCCAAGUCCAAAUGUAAACGUAUUGCCCUCCUUCUUACGGCUGCUCCGCCCAACCCCAACAACAAGGGGGUGUUGAUGUUCAAGAAACAUCGGCAAAGGGCCAAGAAAUACACACUUGUGAGCUACGGCACAGGAGAAGACGAACCAGAGUUCAGUGACGAAGACGGGGAAAACGAAGACGACAAAGAAGAAACCCAUACUGUUGAAUUUACCCUUGUGGCUCCAGACGGUUCUGAAAUAGACAAGCAUUUCCUCACUAAUGCCCAUAGUAGAAAAGGUGUGCUAACUAUCAACUUGGACAGGGGUCUCCUUGAGAUUGAGAGGAACCUUAACAACCAAGAAGAGAUGGAAUGUUUGCCUGAAACCAAGGGCAAAGGUGCCGUAAUGUUUGCCCAACGGCGUCAGAGGAUGGAUGAGAUUGCUGCUGAACAUGAGGAGCUUAGGCGUCAGGGGAUUCCUGUAGAGGCAGUGCAGACUGCUGAAAAGAAGAUGGAAGAGCACUCCUACAUGCAGUCCACAACAGAAAGCCAUGCUUACAUGGAUGUAAAUAUGCACCAACAAAGCCAACAACAACAACAACAACAACAACAACAACAGUACCAGCAAUAUCAGGAACAGCAGUACUAUGAGCAACAGCAGAACUACCAACAGCAACAAUUUCAACAACAAUAUCAGCAACAACAGUAUGAACAACAGCAUUAUCAACAACAGCAAGCGUAUCAGCAGCAGCAGCAGCAGCAAGAAUAUCAUCAAGCGCAACAGCAAAUGCAGCACUAUGCUACAAACAUCAAUGGCACAGUCCAACAUCAAACAAGUGAGAUGCAGAGUUCUUUCAGCAAUCGUACUGCAAAGCCUUUCUCAGCAGACAACAUGGUGGCUUAUUCUCCCGCAAUGAGUGGGACCAAUCAAGAUUCUGCAGGGCAAGGAGAGCAGAUAGCUUCCCGUGAUGAGCGCAUUUCCACCCCCGCAAGUCGGACUGGCCUUUUGACAGAUGCAAAGAGGAGGAAUGCUGGCAAGCCUAUGUUCACGUUUAAGGAAGCACCAAAAGUGUCUCCUAACCCAGCACUGCUAAAUCUCCUCAACAGAAGUGACAAGAAGGGAUUUGAGUCAGGACCUGAGGAAGACUACCUUAGCCUUGGGGCUGAGGCUUGUAAUUUCCUGCAGUCUCAAGGAGUUAAACACAAGACUCCUCCACCAGUGGCUCCAAAACCUGUGAUCAACCCCAUCUCUCCUCCUUGGUCCCCACAGAUAGAAAUGACCAACCAGGACAUGCCUCAACAAGCUGAAAAUAGUGUGUCCACACCUGCUGUAGCCCCCACCACAGAGGUUACUCCUGCUCCAGAACUAGAGCCAACCCCUGCACCUGCCCCUGAGCCCUCUCCCCCUCCUACCCCCCAGGAGGCUCUUGCCAGCACCACCACAGAGGAACAGCGCACAUGGACUCUUCCGGAGCCUGAACCUCAACAGCAGCCUCUGCAAAUGACAGUGCAGGAGGAAAAUGGUCACAUGAAUUCGACCCUGCAGCCUGAGCCUGAGCCUGCUCCUGUGACUAGCUGGGCUCCAGCACAAACACAAGUUCAGCAACAACCAUCUACCAAUUCUUGGCACCCAGCUCAAGUGCAGCCCCAGGAACCACCUCCAAGUCAGUCACCACCACAGCCACCUUGGGUGACACGUCAACCUGCUCAGACCCAAGCACAGCCUCAACCUCCCACCAGUACUUGGGCCCCUCAAAUUCAGCCAUCCUGGGCCCAGCCUCAAGAGCAACAACAGGUUCAGCCACCCUGGACACACUCUCAUGAGCAACCAAAUCUGCAGCAAAUGCAACCAACUUGGGGUCAACCUCAAGAACCAAUGGAGCAGCAGCCCCAAGCCCCAUGGGCACAGCCAUCACAAACAGACUCUCAGCAUCAACCACCAUGGGUGCAACAACCCCUGCAGAAGCCCCAAGCACAACCUCCUUGGGCUCAGCAGGUUCAGCCAGAGUCCCAGCCACAGCCAACAUGGGCUCAGCAACCACAGCAUCAGGCCCCACAACAAGCAUGGCCACAGGCACAAGCACCAGGUCAGCCUCAACCCCCUUGGGUCUCAGCUCAGGCUCAACAGCAACCUUCAGUUAAUGCAUGGCCUCCAUCACAAACUCAAGCCCAAGUUCAGCCACCUUGGAUCCAAGCAGCUCCAGCUCAACCUCCAGCGCAGCCUCCAGCUGUUUUGAAUCCAUGGCAGCCAGUACCUGCCCAGACUCAGUCCCCACCAUCAUGGUCCCAGCACCCUUCAGAACAUGGUCAGCACCCCAUGAAUUCUUGGGCCCAAGAGCAAAAUCAGGCCCAACAUCAACCACCUUGGGCUCAACCAGCUCCACCCCAGCCCACACCACAACCAAACUGGCAACAGUCCACUCCAAAGACUCCACCACAACCACCAAUGAAUACAUGGCCUCCACCUCAGGCACAACCGCAGACACCUGUGAAUGCCUGGGCACCACAGUCACAACAAACACCCAUUUCCACAUCAAUGGUGAACACUCGUCCUUCUCCAAAACCUUGGCAACCACCACAGCAGACCCCCCAAAACCGGACCCCUCCACCUCCACCACAGCGAAUGCACUCUUUUACCAUUCGUCAACGAGUUUCAUCACCCAUCAACCCAAUGGCAACUGUCUUAAACCCAGCAUCCCAAGGUUCAUCUUUCGAGAUGCCAGCCGUCCGAGGGAAAGGAGCUGAUAUGUUCGCCAAGAGGCAGUCUCGUAUGGAGAAAUUUGUUGUGGACUCUGAGACUGUGCAAGCAAACAAGGCAAGCCGGUCAACAUCUCCAACUGCUUCCUUACCGAAUGAGUGGAAAUAUACACCAAACGCACUUGGCAGGAGCUACUCGCUUUCCCCACCAGCCAGAGUACCAUCAACGGGCCAGAAGUCUGUUUCAGCUUCUUCUUCCCCCAAGCCUCUGGCUAAGGCCUCCACAACUACCCCAGUAAGACAGACACCCUGGCUAGAGAAAGGCCGCAAACCCCUUCAGCCCUGGGAGGCCGCCUCUCGGCAUCCCCUGGGCCUGGUGGAUGAAGCCUUUGCUUUCCAGAACCUCCAGCAAAGCCUCGCCACAAAUGUCCGCUUGGCAGCCCAGCGCAAAAUGCUGCCCGAGCCGCCAGCAGAGUGGAAGGCCAGGGUGUCUUAUGAAGCCCCACAGAAAACAGGCAGCCAGACUUGGAGCCAGAGCCAAAGCCGGAGUCAGAGUCGAGCUCCUCUGCCGACAUUCGGGUCCCUGACAAGGAGCAGUGUCUCGACCCCUGCCGGUCGUGCUGGUUACAGCUCCCUGCCCAGACAGUGGCAGCCUCAGAGGUCAGUUACACAGGCAAACCGGGGGCCCUCGGUGUCCCCCUCUGAGUUUAAGAGGCCCUCGGAAAAACAAACUUACAAAUCUGUGUACACCAGCAACACUUGGAGUUGGAGGCAGUAGGACACAACUCGACCUGUCUGACCUUUGAUGAGUAAGAUCGCAAGUUUCACUGAUUCAGUAACACAUUCAAGUGCAGUUUCUUUUUAACUCAUCACUAUCUAAAAGAAUAACAUUUUUACAUUUCUGCUUUUUUUGCUGUUGAAUAUUUAGUAUGAAAAGUUUUAGAUGGAAUUUUUGCAUGCCGUAAUCAAAUGUGAAAAGAGACGAUUACUCUAACAAUAUAUGGAGACUUAAAAGUGAUUUCUGUAACAUUAAACUGACAGCUUUGUAGUUUGGUAAAUACACUGAAGUGGCUUGUAGAUGAGGCAGUGAGUAUGUUGUUUAGAUUGGAUAUAAUGAGUGCAAAUGGACAUGUCGAGUAUAAAAUACGUGGAAAGAUUUGAGUGUUUGUAAAGUAACUACAUCUGGAGAAAACUAACUUGACUGUUCAGUUAGGAUUUCAGAAUAUAGUAAACAGGUAAUUAUGGUGUCCUCAGAAAAGAGAUAUGUAAGGAUGCUAAGAGGGAGGAAGACACAGUGACCCCACCAUUCUUGAAUUGUUUUGAGCGUAUGGAUUUGCCAUGCAUCCUGGUGGAUGUACGUAUUUAGCAUGCAGUGAUUGCACACUUUUUUUUUUUGCUGGCUUUGUUUGAUUUUCAAUCCAUGAAACUUGAGAAUGAUUACAUUUGCAGUGUUUUCCAGAUCAGCAAAUCAUUUUAGUGUCCGAAUCCAAUUAGCGAUGCAUUAGAAGUCGGGCUUAAAACUUGGGGGAAAGGUUAGCGCUAUAACUCAGCAUGUUGUGUGUGUGGACAUGUGGUUGCGUAAGCUCCAGUAAGUGAGAUUAAUUCACUUAUUUUCCAGGUGCAUUUUAAUUAGUGCAUUAGCAUUUGGCCAUAAGACGAUGAGAUGAGAUGAGAGAGGAUAAGAAGCUGAAAAUGGGGCAUCUGUGCUACCGAUAGAGGUUUUCAAAACUCUUUUCUUUGGGCACCUUUAAAUUGGCACAUGCCAGUUGUUGUUGCGAGUGAACUGAUGAGUCCUAAUUAUGACUACAAUAAAAGAUUGUUUAGUUUAUGAUAGAUUUACUGGCACUGGAAGAAUUGCUUACAGUAUGUUAUGGGUUUGUGUGUUUGGUUUGGACUUUUAGACUCCAAAGAUUAAACUUAGCUUGGUGUUUCCACAGAGUGUACAUAAUGUCCCAAUGUGAUUCCCACCGAGCAGUCUCAUAAACAUAAACAGGAUUUAUCACUCAGCAUUGUGUCGUGCCUCGACUGACUCACUCAGCAUCCUGACAUACUGUAGUGUAUCUGUGAUAAUUACACUGUAUUGCUUCCAUUCAAACAACGCUUAUUACGAUGCAACACCAGUAAUCAAUUUCUGUUCCAAACUAUUUCAGAUAUGGAUUCACAUAAAAGCAUUUUGCAAAAUAAAUACAACCAGAUAGCACUAUUUCACAAAUUGCACUGUGUGUUUGUGCUCUUUGCUCUCUAUUCCAAGCAUGAAA
Epinephelus moara (kelp grouper) is the source of this 6116-nucleotide messenger RNA. Its product is annotated as synaptopodin-2. Gene Ontology annotation, molecular function: actin binding. The record is from RefSeq and is a predicted model, not a curated record. Gene Ontology annotation, cellular component: nucleus; actin cytoskeleton; Z disc. Gene Ontology annotation, biological process: positive regulation of actin filament bundle assembly. Lineage: Eukaryota; Metazoa; Chordata; Actinopteri; Perciformes; Serranidae. The coding region runs from base 98 to 4636 and encodes 1512 amino acids. The transcript is spliced from 5 exons.